UUACCUUUUUAUUUCUUUCGCCUGAACCCACAUACAUUUUCCCUCUCUCUCUCUCUCUCUCUCUCUCUCUCUCUCUCUCUCUCUCUCCCUCUCUCCGACAUCGAGUUAAGACAUGGUAGUGAAGAUGAUUAAAUGGAGGCCAUGGCCGCCGCUUUUAUCAAAGAAAUUUCAGGUGAAAUUGGUGGUGAAGAAGUUGGAAGGAGGGAGUAGUGAUCCUGUGCAUGCGGACACAGAGAAGGAUAAUCGAAGGGCUGUGGAGGUCAGAUGGAAGGGACCAAAGAGUACAUUUAGAAGAACAGUGAAGAGAAAUUUCACGAAGGAGGAGAUAAUUGUGGAACCAAACGGCGUCGUUCUCUGGGAUGAAGAGUUUCAUACCAUUUGUACCCUUUCUGGGUGUAAAGAGAAUGUGUUUUACCCUUGGGAGAUUGGGUUCACUGUUUUGAAUGGAUUAACACCAGGGCCUAAGAAUAAGGUUCCUAUAAUUGGAACAGCUUCCUUAAACCUUGCUGAUUAUGCUUCUGCCAUUGAAGAAAAGGAUUUUGAGCUUCAUAUUCCUCUUACUAUCCCCUGUGGACCCCACGAGCCUCCCCCUUUACUUCAUAUAUCACUCUGUUUGAUAGAACUCAGAGCUGCUGCUCAAGAAUCAGCAGAAUCAAUACAGAAUCAAAGUCAAACAUCAGAAAAGUCAACACAAAAUCAAAGUCAAACAACAGAAAAUUCAUCAGGAGAAAAAGACGAGCUUUCUGCACUUAAAGCAGGGUUAAGAAAAGUCAAAAUCUUUAAAGACUAUGUGUCAAUCAGACGAGCUAAAAAAGAUCAUGACAUCAGCGAAAGCAGAAGUGAAGAGGGUGAUUACACUUACCCUUUUGAUUCCGAUUCCGAUUCCGGUUCCCUUUCUGAUUCCGGAGAAAAAGAGAAUAAAGAAAACGAUGCUAAUUUUAGGAAGUCAUUUUGCUAUGGUACAUUGGCAAAUGCAAAUUACGCUGGAGGGUAUCUUUAUGAGAACAGUGUUUAUUAUAGUUAUAGAAAAUCUGAUGUUGGAUUGUCUCAGAAAGAGGAUCCGGAUCCUUCUAUUUUGGAAGGGUACAUUGGUCAAAAUUCAAAACGAAGUAUUUUACCAUGGAAGAAGAGGAAACUUAACUUCAAAUCACCAAAAGUCAAAGGUGAGCCAUUGUUAAAAAAAGCUUAUGGUGAAGAAGGUGGAGAUGACAUUGACUUUGACCGGCGCCAGCUCAGCUCUGAUGAAUCACUUAUUGGGUGGCAAAAUGGAUACGGGGACUCUUCUUUGAACCAAUCUUGGAUAUCCGAGUUUGGGGACGAUAAUUUUGCUGUUGGAAAUUGGGAACAAAGGGAAAUUAUCAGCCGCGAUGCGUACAUGAAACUUGAAACACAACUUUUCUUCGCAUCCAUCGAUCAACGCAGUGAACAGGCGGCCGGAGAGGGUGCAUGCACCGCCCUAGUGGCGGUGAUUGCUGAUUGGUUCCUAAACAACCACGAUUUAAUGCCAAUUAAGUCCCAAUUCGAUUCUCUCAUUAGAGAAGGAUCUUUAAAAUGGAGAAACUUAUGUGAAAACGAAAUCUACAGAUCCCAAUUUCCUGAUAAACAUUUCGAUCUUGAAACUGUUAUCCAAGCGAAUGUGCGCCCUAUUUCUGUAAUCCAAGAAAAAUCGUUCGUGGGGUUCUUUCACCCCGAACAAGUUGAAGAGGGCAAAUUCGACUUUUUACAUGGGGCAAUGUCGUUUGAUAGCAUGUGGGAUGAAAUUAACCACGACAUGGAUCUUGGUGAAUCCAAAGUCUACAUCGUGAGUUGGAAUGACCAUUUCUUUGUGUUGAAAGUGGAACAAGAAGCUUUUUACAUAAUUGACACUUUAGGUGAGAGGCUAUUUGAGGGUUGUAAUCAAGCUUAUAUCUUGAAAUUUGAUCGAAAUACAACGAUUUAUAAAAUACCCGUUUUGGAUUCUCAAGAACAGAGGGUUGAGGAGGAUCUUGUUGAGGAAUCGGUGAAGAAAGUUGGUGAAUUUGAGGUUUUUUGUAAUGGAAAAGAGUGUUGUAAGGAGUACAUCAAGAACUUCUUGGCUGCUAUUCCUAUUAGGGAACUUGAAGCAGAUAUGAAGAAAGGUUUGAAUUCCUUGACACCAGUUCAUCAGAGAUUACAGAUAGAGUUUCAUUACACGUCAGCAAGCCAGUCAGCACCAUGUCAUUAGCAAACCUAGGUUGCCAAAUAGACAAAUGUUGCAAGCUUAUAGGUAUAAUUUCUAGAAGGAUAAACUAACUUUGGUAUACCUUAAUCAUGGUUAAAGGUUGUUACUUUAGAUUCUUGAUUGGGUUUUUCUCAAAAAAAGAAAAAAACCCAGAAUUUUUUAGGGUUCUUAGUAGUAGAUGUUAAUUUGAUCUCAUAGUCUUUGACUUUUUAUGUUGACUCCCCAACCCCCAACAUAACUUUGUUUUUACUUUUUUUUCUUGAAUAGUUAUGUAAAAGCAACUUUGUGAUCUCUAUUGGUGCAAAUGAAGAUAUUUUUCC
Molecule: messenger RNA, 2520 nt
Organism: Lactuca saligna
Lineage: Eukaryota; Viridiplantae; Streptophyta; Magnoliopsida; Asterales; Asteraceae
Source: the annotation of a GenBank genome assembly